Molecule: messenger RNA, 1835 nt
Organism: Scophthalmus maximus (turbot)
Lineage: Eukaryota; Metazoa; Chordata; Actinopteri; Pleuronectiformes; Scophthalmidae
Product: histone H1-like
Exons: 1
Coding region: 201-770 (189 amino acids)
Biological process (GO): negative regulation of DNA recombination; nucleosome assembly; chromosome condensation
Cellular component (GO): nucleus; nucleosome
Molecular function (GO): structural constituent of chromatin; double-stranded DNA binding; nucleosomal DNA binding
Source: RefSeq, a predicted model, not a curated record
UAAGCUGUUCAGCAUAAGUUACCCUUGUGAUUUACACCGGUAAGAAGAGAAACAUCUUGGUCUGACUGAAAAACCAGAGUUAAACCUGAAGGUACCUCGAUAACCACAAAUUCUGUAGUACAAGCCUCAGCUCCGAGCUCUUCAUCAGUCCACUCUUUCACUCUGAUCGUCGUUAGUUUGAUUUAAAGACAGAAGGAGUAAUGGCAGAAGCAGCUGCCCCGACUGCUGCCCCGGCUAAAGCAGCCAAGAAGAAGGCUCCGAGACGAAAGAAGGUCGGUCCCACUGUCAGUGAACUCAUCGUUACGGCCGUGUCCGCGUCCAAUGAGCGGAGCGGCGUGUCAGCGGCUGCCCUCAAGAAGGCUCUUGCUGCAGGAGGCUAUGAUGUGGAGAAGAACAAGGCCCGCGUUAAGACCGCCAUCAAGAGCCUGGUGGCCAAGAGGACCCUGGUCCAGUCCAAGGGAACUGGGGUCUCAGGCUCCUUUAAAAUGAACAAGAACAAGAAGGCUGAGCCUAAAGCCAAGAAGCCGUUCAAGAAGGCCGUUACCAAAGCCAAGAAACGGGCCUCCAAGAAACGCGCAGCGGCCAAGAAGCCCAAGUCAGCAGCAGCAAAGAAGCGAGCAGGCACUAAAAAGUCCCGAAAGAAGGUGAAGAAACAUGCAGUAGCAAAAAAAUCAGCCAAGAGACCCAAGAAAGCCAACAAGAGCCCUAAGAGGGCGAGGAGCCCUGCAGCCAAGAAGGCCCCACAAAGAAGGCCGUCAAACCCAGAGUGAAAAGGCAGCAGCCAAGAAGAAGUGAGCUGUCCUCACUGUGAAACAUGUUCCUCCUGCUCAAAGUCUCAUUUAAGUCCCACACGUCUGUCCACAAAGAGCUGCUUCCUCUGCCUCUAACUGAUGUCAAUACUUGUGAGCUGACAUCCCAACAGAUUGUUAUAAAUACAAUUAUUAAUUAAUUAAUGACUUAAGGGAGAAAAGUUACAACAGGAAUGUUUCUUACUUAUUUGUUACAAUAUAACGUGUAGGAAGUAAUUUAAUGCAAUAAAAUAAUAACAUGCACCAUUAUAAAUAUCUAAGUUAACACAGCGAAGAUGCAGACUACGUCUGUUCAUGUGUUACUUUUUGGUUUAUAGUGACAGUUACAUACUACUACUACAUACAAACUAGAAGAAUUUCCUCCAUCAAGAACAAACAAGAAAACAGAUAGUGCUGUGAUAACCCAAUAACAAAAGAUAAUCACCCAACACCCAAAUUGUAAACAUGAUAUCAGCUCACUGAACAUGUCAGAUUUUUGUCAUAUGUGCAUUAUUCCCGGAAAAAAAAACUGGAUCCAUCACUUGGAUUCGCAUCAAAACAUAAUGGCUUCCUGCCAGACCCAGGCCCCAUCCAGCACCAAGCUUGGUGGAAUCAUUUUUUUGUAUUUUCUUUGCGUAAUUGUGCUUACAAAUUUAAAAAAAAGAAAGGUGAAAACAAAGUCCUUGGUGGAGUUUAGUUUACACACACACUGACACACACACAAUUACAACAACUUCAAAUUUGCUACAAAACUUCAGCAGCUACCAGUUAGUAAUCAGUAGUCGGUGUGGUUAUUGUUCUGAAUAACAAUAUAAUCAGAAGUUUUGUUGCUUUCUUUGCACAUUUCCUUCUUCAUUUCCUCAGAACUCUCAUGAGUUGUUUCCUCUUUGUCUCAUCUCACUCUUAUUCUAAUGUGACAUCAUGAUGCAGCCACAGAAAGUCAUGACUUAAAGCUACACUAUCAUAGUGAGUUAAAGUUUAUUUCCUUCAUGGUUUGUGUUGAGAAGUUUUAUUCACUCUUAAAAUAAAUACAGUCUUGUACCUUAA